CUCCUCCCCGAUAAGAUCACCGCACAGCAGGAGAAACUGAAACAGGAAAUGUUAGGACAGUUGAAACAACUGGGCAACAUGGUGCUCAAACCGUUUGGUCUUUCCACUAACAAUUUUAAAUUAACUCAAGAUCCCAACACCGGUGGUUAUUCCAUCAAUUUCACACAAGGUACUUAA
Dibothriocephalus latus is the source of this 177-nucleotide messenger RNA. Lineage: Eukaryota; Metazoa; Platyhelminthes; Cestoda; Diphyllobothriidea; Diphyllobothriidae. The record is from the annotation of a GenBank genome assembly.